Messenger RNA from Diorhabda sublineata, 330 nucleotides. It is a transcript of the gene RpS29, whose product is annotated as 40S ribosomal protein S29. The coding region runs from base 88 to 258 and encodes 56 amino acids. The transcript has 3 exons. Gene Ontology annotation, cellular component: ribosome; cytosolic small ribosomal subunit. Gene Ontology annotation, molecular function: structural constituent of ribosome; zinc ion binding. Gene Ontology annotation, biological process: translation. Lineage: Eukaryota; Metazoa; Arthropoda; Insecta; Coleoptera; Chrysomelidae. The record is from RefSeq and is a predicted model, not a curated record.
UGUCAUUUCAACGUCUUGAUUUCUUUUUAUCGUUGCCUUCGACGAGUUUUGGGUUUGUAGAACAAAAAACUUUGUUUAAACAAAAAAAUGGGUUUCCAAAAUAUCUGGUAUUCUCAUCCUCGUAAAUACGGACAAGGUUCCAGAUCGUGUCGUGCUUGUUCCAACAGACACGGGCUUAUCAGAAAAUACGGCUUGAAUUUAUGCAGACAAUGUUUUAGGGAGUAUGCCAACGACAUAGGAUUCAAAAAGCUCGAUUAAUUGAUAAAAUAUGUAUGUAUAAGAUGAAAUUUUUUGUUAUUCCAAAUAAAACAAAUUAAGAAGUAAAAGUGU